This is a messenger RNA of Aspergillus puulaauensis, 870 nucleotides long. RefSeq names its product putative L-cystine transporter. Gene Ontology annotation, molecular function: L-cystine transmembrane transporter activity. Gene Ontology annotation, biological process: L-cystine transport. The coding region runs from base 1 to 870 and encodes 289 amino acids. Gene Ontology annotation, cellular component: fungal-type vacuole; vacuolar membrane. Lineage: Eukaryota; Fungi; Ascomycota; Eurotiomycetes; Eurotiales; Aspergillaceae. The record is from RefSeq and is a predicted model, not a curated record. The transcript is spliced from 4 exons.
AUGUCGCAGCUCGAAAUUUUUGCCAGGGCCCUCUCGCGCCUCUUUGGAUGGAUAUACACAUUUUGCUGGUCUGCUUCGUUUUAUCCGCAGCCCAUUGACAACUACCGCCGAAAAGCGACUACCGGAUUGGCCAUCGACUUCCCUACCGUCAAUGUUCUUGGGUUCGUCUGUUAUACCGUGUAUACAGGAGCAUUUUUAUACUCGCCUGUGAUUCGGCUUCAGUAUGCUGCUCGGCAUCCUGUAUCGCAAGAACCGACGGUGCGGUUCAACGAUUUCGCCUUUGCUCUGCACGCUGUUGUCCUGAGUGGCCUGGUCUACUCACAAUUCUGGCCGAGCAUAUGGGGUUUUAAGGUUUCGCGCUUCCAACGAGUCAGUAAGCCGAUUGCAGGACUAUUUUGGGGCUCCUUUGUUGCAGUUGCUGUGGUAACUUGCAUUGUCUUAGCCAAGAGCCCCGACGAAGGCUAUGAACCGUUAAGCUGGGCUUGGAUCGACGUGAUCUAUGCCCUUUCAUACGUGAAACUAGUGAUUACGGUUGUCAAGUACGUCCCGCAAGCAUGGGUCAACUACAAGCGUAAAUCCACACGUGGCUGGAGCAUUGCUCAGAUUUUACUGGAUUUCACAGGGGGCCUGCUUUCGCUAGUCCAACUGAUCAUCGACUCCGCCUUUCAGAACGACUGGAGUGGCAUCACGGGGAAUCCAAUUAAGUUCCUGCUGUCAAACGUCACAAUCUUCUUCGACUUGAUUUUCAUGGUGCAGCAUUAUAUCCUUUACAGAAAUGCCGAGAACGAAGACAAGCGUAAUAAUCCUGACGAGAACAGCCCUCUGUUGUCGGACCCGGACGAGCGCGGAGCAAAUGCUUUGGCUGCAUAG